UUUUUAAGCAGUUUUUUACUUAAUUAAGCCAAACUCAAAGAACAGAACUCAUCAUAAUUCUUACUAUUUAAGUUAUUUUUUUCGAAAAUUAUUUUCUUAAAUUUACUAGUUUUUGCAUGUUUCAUGCACUAAGAACUCUUGAUUUCAUAUCGGAAAACAGUUUUUGAAAACACUUUGUUUUAAAAAGCUGUUUCUGAAAACACUUCACCAUUCCAGAGGGUCAUCGAAAAGGAGCAAAAUUUGAGUACCCUUUAACGAAAACAAGCGCUUCAGAACCACAAAAUUUCGCCGUAAAUGGCGGACUCAGAUAACGAGUCAGGAGGCGAAAGAGACAGGUCUCAGAACGCCGGCGCGAACUCAACCUACGAGUUAUCUCCGAGAGAACAAGACAGGUUCUUGCCCAUAGCAAACGUGAGCAGGAUUAUGAAGAAAGCUCUGCCAGCGAACGCUAAGAUAUCGAAAGAUGCUAAAGAGACCGUACAAGAAUGUGUGUCGGAGUUCAUAAGCUUCGUUACCGGCGAGGCGUCGGACAAGUGCCAGAGAGAGAAGAGGAAGACGAUUAAUGGGGAUGAUCUUUUGUGGGCCAUGACCACUUUGGGCUUCGAAGAUUAUGUGGACCCACUCAAAGUUUAUUUGCAGAGGUUCAGAGAAAUAGAAGGGGAGAAGGUGGCGCGUGACAAGGACGUGCCUCUGGGUAGUGGCGGUGUUGGUAGUGGUGGUGGUGGUGGUGGUGGUGGUGGUGGGAUGGGUGAGUAUGGGAUGGUGAUGGUGGGGCAUGGAGGUCAUCAGCUUCAUCAAGGCCACGUGUACGGUUCUAGUGGGUUUCAUCAUAUGGCUUUGGGUGGUAGUGGGAUUGGUAAGGGCGGGCCUAAUUUAAGUAGACCCAGGUAGUAAUACUGUAAUAGUAGUAAUAGUAACAAUAACAAUCCAUUAUAUGUUCACAGACUCGUGUACGGUUGUGGUUAGUUUGAUCAUAUCAGUGAUGGACGGCUGAGAUUAUAUCUUAAAAAUAGGUGUGCUUAGCUUAGCUUAGCUUAAUUUUCGUGGAUUGUAAUUUGUAAUCUUGUUGCUCAUGAUUGUGUGUGGCUGUGUGCAUUGACAUAAGUAAAUAACUAAAUAUGCCUUUGAAUUGAAUCGCGUGACUGCAAUGUAUCUUUAAG
This is a messenger RNA of Pistacia vera, 1160 nucleotides long. RefSeq names its product nuclear transcription factor Y subunit B-3-like. NCBI's taxonomy places the organism in Eukaryota, Viridiplantae, Streptophyta, Magnoliopsida, Sapindales, Anacardiaceae. Gene Ontology annotation, cellular component: CCAAT-binding factor complex; nucleus. Gene Ontology annotation, molecular function: RNA polymerase II cis-regulatory region sequence-specific DNA binding; DNA-binding transcription activator activity, RNA polymerase II-specific; protein heterodimerization activity. The transcript has a single exon. Gene Ontology annotation, biological process: regulation of transcription by RNA polymerase II. The record is from RefSeq and is a predicted model, not a curated record. Bases 295 to 891 code for a protein of 198 amino acids.